Molecule: messenger RNA, 4099 nt
Organism: Engraulis encrasicolus (European anchovy)
Lineage: Eukaryota; Metazoa; Chordata; Actinopteri; Clupeiformes; Engraulidae
Product: protein NYNRIN-like
Exons: 1
Coding region: 1-3447 (1148 amino acids)
Biological process (GO): proteolysis; DNA integration
Molecular function (GO): aspartic-type endopeptidase activity; RNA-DNA hybrid ribonuclease activity; nucleic acid binding
Source: RefSeq, a predicted model, not a curated record
AUGAAUGGAACAACGGAACUGGAAUUUUUAAUUGACACUGGAGCUGAAUUGACUGUGUUGCCAAAAGCCAUUGCAAAGAAACACAACAUCCGCUUAACAAACACCACUCGCAGAGCGUUCAGCGCCGGCGGAGAAUCUUUUCAAUUACACAGGUCUGUUCCUGUUGAUCUCACCAUAGGGGCACUUGAGGUGACCUGCUGCCUGUGGGUGGGGGAUAACAUCUGUGAGCCGUUACUGGGCAUGGACGUUUUGUUGACGUUCAACGCCUCCCUCGAUUUCAACGAGGGAGAAGUGACUUUUAGGCUGCGACGCCUAACACUCAGUGACCUCGCUGACCACCCCAUCUGGGCGAAAGAUAAACUGGACUGUGGGAAACUUGACAUGGAACCUGUGAAAUUGACUGGAAAGCCGCCCCCGAGCACGAAGCAGUAUCCCAUCAACAGAGCUGCAAUCCAAGGACUGAAACCGGUCAUCCGUGAACUGGAGGCGCAGGGGGUUAUCUCCAAAACAAAGAGCUCAUCCAACAGCCCCAUCUGGCCUGUCUUAAAGCCAAAUGGAACCUGGAGAUUGACUGUGGACUACCGGGUAGCUAACAAACACAUUGACAAGCUAACCCCCAUUGUGCCUGACCCUGCUACCAUUUUCAGUUCACUGACACCAGAGCAUACAGUUUUUUCUGUGCUUGAUGCUGUGAACGCCUACUGGAGUGUCCCUCUGGCUCCGGAGAGCCGUGACUGGCUGGCUUUUUGUUUUGAUGGCACACAGUACAAAUUCAACUUUCUUCCCCAAGGACUGCACAACAGUGCAACGCUUUACAACCAAGCCCUGAGACACCACCUGAGUGCCCCUGAAGCACCAAAAGUCACCUCUUCUGUGAUAACGUACAUGGAUGAUAUCCUUAUUGCGUCACGGAAGGAGGAAGAGCACGACAAGGAUGUGAAACAGUUGCUGGACUAUCUGCAUGAAAAAGGACACAAGGUGAGCAGAGAAAAAGCACAACUGUCUCAACCCUCAGUCGUCUACUUGGGCCAGAAGAUAUCCCCGGGAAAGAGAGAGAUCACCAGCGAUCGCACCACUGCAAUUAAAAAUGUUCCUGAGCCAAGCACAAUCCGUCAACUGCGGGCUUUCUUGGGUCUGUGUAACUACAACCGUGCAUGGGUUGAGUGUUAUGCAGAGCUGACACAGCCCCUGAAUGACAUGCUGAAAGGCAGCCCGGAUUCCAAAACACACAUCAGUCUGAACGACGAGCAACGUGAGGCCUUUGAAACCCUGAAAAAGACACUCUGUGCAGCCCCAGCUCUGGGUCUCCCUGACCUGGAGCGACCUUUUGUGCUCUAUGUGCAUGAGAGGGAGGGGUACAUGACAGCAGUGUUAACCCAAGAACACGGUGGGCCUCAGAGACCUGUGGGCUAUUACUCAAGCAAGCUCGACACCACAGCACUGGGAUUUGGCCCUUGCCUCAGAGCAGUACAGGCUGUCUUUUUAGCCAUAAAUGCUGUCUCUGGGCUAGUGCUAGAUCAACAGAUGACUGUGCGCUGCCCACACUCUGUGUCCUCCCUCAUGGCCAUGCGUAAGGUUGCUAAAGUUUCAGACAGCCGUUGGGGAAACUGGCAGGCUGUGCUGGAGUCUCCUCACAUCACGAUUCAGCACGCCACAGUGUCUAACCCAUCCACCAUGAUGUACCCUCCGGCUGAUGAUGUCAUCGAUGAUCACAAAUGUGAAGACCUGGUCCAGUGUGUGGACGACGAGGGUGCUACGAAAGAAACUCCUCUUCAAAGCCCUGAACUCGUGCUGUACACAGAUGGGUCUGCCAUGGUGAUCGAGGGGGAGCGUUGUGCAGGAUGGGCGGUAACAAACGACUUCGAGGCUUUGAAGACGGGUUCGUUACCUCCAGGCACUUCAGCACAACAGGCGGAGCUACACGCGCUCACGGAAGCCUGUAAGCUGGCUGAGGGCCAGACUGCCAACAUAUACACAGACUCCCGAUACGCCUUCGGCAUUGCUCACGACUUUGGACUGCUAUGGAAGCACAGGGGAUUCCUAACUGCAAAAGGGACCCCGAUAAAAAAUGGGGAAUUCGUUGCGGACCUGCUGGAUGCGAUGAAAUUACCUAAAGACUUGGCAAUAAUCAAAACAAAAGCUCACACAAAAGAAAAUACAACUGAAGCAAAAGGCAAUGCUUGCGCGGAUGCGGCUGCUAAAACAGCCUGUUUGAGGGGAAAAGCAACUUCUGACGGAUCACAAGGUAACGAAAACGGACUGAAAAAGGACUAUGAACAUGGCAUACGGCAAGUCAAACCCGAGGAGGACUCUUCAGGUGUACAGGAGAAAUUGUCGAACAUCAAGGAUAUGCAAGAGGGUGCCUCGCUAUCUGAAAAGUGGACAUGGAUUGAGAAUGCGGCGAAACUUCACGACGAUGGCAUGUGGAGACAUGGGAACAAGGUCGUGGCUCCCCAAUCUCUUUUGGACCAUCUCGCACUACAGAUACACUCACUGGGACAUGUAGGGGUGGAGAAAAUGAAAUACCGUUUUUCCCAGGUGUGGUGGAGUCCCCGAUUCUCUGCCACAGCUAAGGAGGUGGUAAAGCGCUGCGUUAUCUGCAUGAAAAACAACAGCAGCGGCACUGUAAAACUGCCACAGCUCAAAACCCCUGCUCCCCCAGGCCCCUUCAGACACUUGCAAGUCGACUACAUUACUCUGCCUCUGUGUCAAGGAUACAAAGACUGUCUUGUGGUGAUUGACAAAUUCUCCAGAUGGAUUGAAGCCUACCCUACCAAGCGUGGAACUGCCACACACACUGCUAAGGUGCUUGUAAAGGACUACUUCUGUCGCUUCGGGGUCCCUGAGGCCAUUGACUCGGACCAAGGGUCGCACUUCAAGUCAGCUGUGUGCGCGGAGGUCAGCAGGAUGCUGGACAUUCAGUGGAAGCUCCACUGCCCCUACCAUCCUCAGUCCUCUGGCCAGGUGGAGAGGGCCAACCGUACACUGAAAGAGAGACUCGCGAAAAAACACCAAGAAGGGGUCCCUUGGCCUGAAGCCCUGCCAGUUGUGUUAUGCAGCAUGCGCGCCACACACAACAAGGAAACGGGACUGAGCCCUUAUGAAGUCAUUACGGGAAGACCAAUGUCAUUGCCUGGAACAAUCGACUUGAGAAAAGCAGAUGUUCAUCUGGUCUCUGAUGCUCUCCUCAAUUACUGCAUCCAACUCACAGACGCUGUGCACUCGGCUGAGAAGGCAGUGCGUGAGGCUUGGAGAGAGUGUCCAGAGGGUGGACAUGCGCUGGUGCCAGGGCAGUUUGUCUUAGUGCACAAGCCUCAAAGAUUAGCUUUACAACCUAAGUGGGAAGGUCCCUAUGAAAUUCUCCUAGUUACCAACUCUGCGGUUAAAUUGCGUAAAAAAUCAAAAUGGAUACAUGCUAGUCACUGCAAAUUAGUUGACAACCCCUGAGCUCGUAAAAUCAUUUUUUCAGGACAAGGUACCCAGAUUGUUUUGCGUAAUUUUCCUUCUAGCAGUAGUGAGAACAGGGAGUGUAUUUCUGCGGAAGACUUUUCUUUGCUGUGAAUCAGCAGGGGUUUUUUGUUUUACGGGAGUGUAGUUUUGGGUGGUGAGAUAGGGGGUUUCUUCCUGCUGUUAUCUGUAGGCUCUGUCCACUGUCUCAACAUUCCGACCUUGUCCUGAAAACAAAACAAUCCUGGUGGAGAGAGAAAGGAGUGAAAAACAAAAAAAAAGAACACAUUAUCUUUCCUCAGUAUAAUCAUUUAACACUUUAUAUAUUCAUUUCAAGACAUUUAAUUAUGAGACACUUUUUCCUUGUUUUAAAACAUUUAAUCAACCAGCUAAUCAAAGUUUUACUGCCAAUGUGAAUGACUGUUUUUUUAAUGACUCAGUUAUUUUGUUUGUUUUCCCUGUGCAUAACUACUUUUAAACAAUUCAGGUAUUUUGUUUUAUGUGUGUGAAUGAUGCUAUAUAGUCAAUCAUUUAAUCCUCACCUUUUUAAACUAUAAUCUGAUUGCUGGUUGAUUUAGUCACCCUGUUUGUCUCAGAUACUUGGUAUCUGAUUUAUCUGAUACUGCCUUGUUCUUUCUGCCAUUGACAGAAU